Cicer arietinum (chickpea) is the source of this 2637-nucleotide messenger RNA. Its product is annotated as protein YLS7-like. Gene Ontology annotation, molecular function: O-acetyltransferase activity. Gene Ontology annotation, cellular component: Golgi apparatus. The record is from RefSeq and is a predicted model, not a curated record. Lineage: Eukaryota; Viridiplantae; Streptophyta; Magnoliopsida; Fabales; Fabaceae.
AACAAGAAGCAUAUUUUUCCACAAAACAAAUGUUUUUAUUUUUCUCAAGAAAAUAAAAGAUGUUCGUGAAUUUGUGGUGAGCUUCUUCUUCACACAUAAACACAAUCUCUCUUUCUUCUCUCUCUCUAUCUCUCUCUCUCUCAUCACGCCACGCUUCAUUCCUUGCAGAACCGACAAGCAUCAGAAACAAACAGAAGCACAAUUCAUUUUCAUUCCAUCCAAAUUCCGCGUCGCAUUGGAACAUACUAUUGCCUACUUCACAAAUUUUGAUUCGUUCCCUCUUCAGUACGCUCACAAAGGGUUGAUCUCAUCUCAGGCACCAGUUACUUGAAUCUCCUACGUGGUUUUCAUCACUGAAAGCUGUGUUUUAUAAUUGACAUUUAGAUGAUUUCUAUGUUAUUUGAAAGCUUUGAUGGUUCAGUGUUGAAUGUAGAGGUUAAUUGAAUGACAUGACUUGGGGUACACCAAAAGGUUCUCCCAAAAUGUCUUACCAUCCAAGGUCUCUUUCUUGGAUUGUUGUUUUACUAGGAGCACUUGCAAUUUUCUUAAUUUAUGCUUCUUGUGUUCUUGUGUCAUCCCCAGUUGGUUCCACAGUUCAUGGAUAUUUUUAUGGUAUAGAUAGUUCAGAGAAGUUAGAUAUGUCUGAUGCUUCUAUUGAUCCUCACUUGAGUAAAACUUUAGAUCUUGCUGAUGAUAAAUCUUCUUUUGAUUCACAAUCUUCCACUGGGAUUAGUGAUAGCACGGCAGAACAAACUGACACUAGUUCAACCCCACAAAUAGACACCAGUAAGCCUUCUUCUGCGAAAUUGCCAAUGAGUGAUGGUGUGAGUGAAGCUUCUGAUGCAGAAGUUUCUAGGUCGCCUGAACUCGUGACUUCGUUUGGAAAUAGCGUAGGUGCGGCCAAUACUAGCUUGCCUGAUCAAACAAUUUCACAAGUUGAUUCAACUUCAAGUGCAACUAAUCCUGUAGAGUUAGGUGCCGAUUCUUCCAAUUUGACAGGUAGUGUUAGAACCGAACCCUCUUUUGCGGUUUCGAUCGAUCAGUCCAGUGCUGUAAUUACAACAUCGAAUGAAAAGUCCAUGAUUUCUGAUAAUUCCGCAUCAACAGUUGUUCCAGCAUCAGUAGAGAAGCCAGACAACGCAUCCUUUGCCGAUUCGGUUAAUUCAGGCUGUGAUCUGUACCAUGGGAAUUGGGUGCAUGAUCCAUUGGGACCACUAUACACAAACAAUUCAUGUCCUGUAUUGACACAGAUGCAGAAUUGCCAGGGUAAUGGAAGGCCUGACAAGGAUUAUGAGAAUUGGCGAUGGAAGCCAUUUCAGUGUGACAUCCCACGGUUUGAUCCAAAGAAAUUUUUGGAGCUGAUGAGAGGGAAGACCUUGGCUUUCAUUGGAGAUUCAGUAGCUCGAAACCAGAUGGAAUCAAUGCUGUGUAUUCUGUGGCAGGUAGAGGUACCGAAGAAUCGUGGAAAUCGUAAUAUGCAACGAUAUUAUUUUAGGUCCACAUCUGUAAUGAUAGUCCGGAUAUGGUCCUCAUGGCUUGUCAAAGUAACAUCCGAGCCAUUUGAUUAUGCUCCCACGGGCGUGGAUAAGCUCCAUCUUGAUGCCCCUGAUGAGAAGUUAAUGGAACACAUCCCAAAUUUCGACGUGGUUGUCCUUUCUUCCGGUCAUUGGUUCGCUAAGCAGUCUGUGUAUAUCAUGAACAAUGAGAUAGUGGGAGGACAGUUAUGGUGGCCAGACAAGUCUAAGCAUAUGAAGGUCAACAAUAUUCAAGCAUAUGGAAUAUCGGUUGAAACAAUUCUUACUGCACUUGCUACACAUCCAACUUACAAAGGUCUUACAAUUGUGAGAUCCUAUUCACCUGAUCAUUAUGAGGGCGGAGCCUGGAACACUGGUGGGUCAUGCACGGGGAAGGUUAAGCCUGUUGCACUUGGCAAACUCGUAGAAAACGGGCACACAAACACAAUGCACGGGCAACAGGUUACAGGUUUUAACCGUGCUGUGGAAAGGGCUACGAAUAAAUCAAAGUUGAAGUUAAUGGACAUUACUGAAGCCUUUCAAUACCGUCACGAUGGUCAUCCUGGGCCUUACAGGAGUCCUGACCCAAAUAAGAUUACGAAACGUGGCCCAGAUGGAAGGCCGCCACCACAGGAUUGCUUGCACUGGUGCAUGCCGGGUCCUGUUGAUACCUGGAAUGAACUUGUGUUGGAAAUCAUCAAGAGUGAAUAUGAAGGUGGAAAUGCAUCAUGAGAUUGUUCAUUUCAGGAGAAAUUACACCCACCUCAGAUAUGCUUGAAUAGCACAAACAUCUUUUCAAUGACACACCAUUUAUUUUAUUUUACAUAUUAGAUAGAAGGUGUGCGUAAUUAAGGGAAGUUGAAUGUCUUUCUACAAUAUAGAGGUGAUGAAUAUGUCAUUUAAGCAAAGCAUACUUUAGAGGAGGUGGGGGGUGUAAUAGUAAUAUCCUCUUUAUUUAAUUUGUUUAUUUGACAAUUAAGCUGCAUGUUGUGCUUUGGCCCUCGUGACUCGUGAGGUUGACUUUUGUAGAAAUUUGACUUUAUAUAGAGAGAGAUAAAAAAAAUAGGGCCCGGUUGUAUCUUUUUUUCACAGAAUAAUAAUAUAUUAUAGAGAAAUUGAUUAA